AUGACUCGCACGUACGCAGUGCCGCAGCAGUAUCAGCAACAGCAGCAGCACGAGACGAAGCAGAUUAGUACCGAGCAGAUUCAGGCCAUGCUGGACGAAAACUCGAGUCUCAUUGUCGAGAUCAUUGAGCUGAACACGCAGAUCAAACAUGGCAAAGGGACGGCGCAGAUGGGGGAAUUCACGGAGAAACUGGACAAGAAGCGCAAGAUUCUUAACAAGAACCUCAUGACGCUGGCCAAGUGGGCCGACGAGUCGUCCGAGACGUCUCCGCGCCCGCCACAGGUCUAUGGACAGUCCCAAAUGUCACAGAAACAACAGCAGCAACAACAGCAACAACAGCAACAGCGACACCAGCAGCAGCAACAACAGCAACGGCAGCUACAGCAACAGCAGCGGCAUCAGCAGCAGCAACAACAGCAGUAUGCUGGAGCAGGAAUGAUGCAGAUGCCCAUGGGCAAUCAAGCCCAAUAUCAAGCACAGGCUCAGGCUCAAGCACAGGCAAGAGCCCAAGCUCAGGCGCAAGCUCAGGCCCAAGCGCGACUUCAAGCGCAGGCUCAAGCCCAGGCGCAAGCAUACGCCCAGGCCCAAUACCAGGCACGGUUGAACCCCAUGAUGGCUCAGCAAUAUGGACAAAUGAACCCGAUGGCUCAACAACAACAACAGCAGCAGCAGCAGCAACAGCAGCAACAACAGCAACAACAACAACAACAGCGGUAUGCUAAUGGCGGCAUGCCUUACGCCGCUCCCGGCAAUGGGCCAAUGUCCCAUCCUAUUCGAAUGAACAAUGGCUUGCCGAAUUCCACGAGCUAUGCAGACAACCGGGGUGGUAUGGUGCCAAACAUGGGGUAUCAAGUCCCUCCUCAAGGCUACAGCAUGAUGCCUCCGUCGCAGCAGAUGCAGCGCGUGAACACAGCGACGCAAGGGAUGCCUCAACAGCAGAGCAUGCAAAGCAUGCCGCAUCAGAGCAUGGCGAUGCCCCAGCAAAGCAUGGCCAUGCCGCCACAGAGUAUGGCCAUGCCUCAGCCAAGCUCGGCGAUGCCCCAGCAAUCGAUGCCAAUGGGUCACUAG
Molecule: messenger RNA, 1068 nt
Organism: Hyaloperonospora brassicae
Lineage: Eukaryota; Oomycota; Peronosporomycetes; Peronosporales; Peronosporaceae
Source: the annotation of a GenBank genome assembly